UCAGUCCGCUUGGAUCCGUAGAGCCCUUUUUUUUCCUUUUUCUGACUUCAAGAAACAGAAAGACAAAAUAGCCUGCUGCCUGAGUUUCUCACAGGGACCGGAGACGUUUGGAUAUAAUAGUUGAAGAGAAGAGAAUCAUGAUGUUUGGGAAAGUGAAGACGUGUCACUCUGCUGCUGCGGACCCCAGACCAGCUGAGUGUAACCUGGUGCUGCUCGGGGUGAUGGGCUGCGGGAAAUCAGCACUGACCGUGAAGUUCCUCACAAAGCGCUUCAUCGGUGAAUAUGACCCCUAUCUAGAGGACAUCUAUUCAUCAGAAGAGAAGGUGGACCAGCAGCCAGUCACAGUGAGGGUGAUGGACACCUGCGACCAGGAGGGUCCAAUGAACAGUGAGCGUUAUCUGUCAUGGGCCAGUGCCUUCCUGGUGGUCUACAGUGUGGACAGCAUGCAGAGCUUUGCAGGCUGCCAGCCGUACCUGCAGACCCUCGCCUUGCACAACAAAACUCCCAUCAUCCUGCUGGGGAACAAGCUGGACAUGGACAGAUACAGGCUGGUGAGUCGCAGUGAGGGGGAGCGGCUCGCCUCUCGUUUCCACGCGACGUUCUUCGAGCUGUCGGCCUGUCAGGACUUCCUCUCUGUGCAGCACGUCUUCUAUGAAGUGGUGAGGAGGGUGAGGAGGAUGAGGCGCGGCCCCCUGGUGCCAGCCGUCUACCUGAGCGAGGACAGAGCACUGCUGGGUGUCCCCUCCUUCACUACCCCCUGCUACCAGGAACUGCCGGCCCCUGCCAGCGCCCGGCUGCUCACUGUGAAGAGUUCCAGAGCUCAGAGCAAACGCAGGGCCGCCACGCUCACCCUGCUCAAAGGUUUCAAGAUCUUCUGACCCCCCCCCCCCCCAGCAGUGAGGGUUCUGACCCUCUCUCUGAAUGAUGUGAACUCAGUUCCUGAGUCAGGUGUUAUCUUUUGUUUUAGCUCUAUAAUAUGAUAAAUGGUAAAUCUGCUGCAUUUAUACAGGGCUUUUCUUUGUGAUCCAUCAGUGCUUUGACAUAAACACGGCAUUCAUCUAUUUACACACAGU
Molecule: messenger RNA, 1073 nt
Organism: Eleginops maclovinus (Patagonian blennie)
Lineage: Eukaryota; Metazoa; Chordata; Actinopteri; Perciformes; Eleginopidae
Gene: rasl12
Product: RAS-like, family 12
Exons: 5
Coding region: 138-878 (246 amino acids)
Molecular function (GO): GTPase activity; GTP binding
Source: RefSeq, a predicted model, not a curated record